CUGGUGGCCAUUCGAAGAGGUGGACGGAUCGAGGUUUCCCCGAGGUCUGAGGUCCUCAUCUGGGAUCUCGAGGAUUCCAAACUGUUGGAAGUUGGGACAGAUUCCAGCCUAGGCUUUGGGAGGAUCAAGAGAGCCCUGUUCUGAGCAAUGGAAAAGGGCUCUCUCAAAAGCAAAAAUGAAAAAGAACAACUCUCCAAGGCCAAGACGUCUGUAAGCAGCUUGAACAAAGUGAUUCAGACCAAACUCACUGUGGGCAAGCUGGGAUUGGGCCUGGUCGUCAUCCAGAAUGGGCCCUACCUCCAGAUUAGCCACCUCAUCAAUAAAGGGGCCGCAGCCAGUGAUGGAAUCCUCCAGCCAGGUGAUGUUCUGAUUAGUGUUGGACAUGCCGAUGUGCUAGGAUAUACGCUCCGUGAAUUUUUAAAGCUUUUGCAAAAUAUCACCAUAGGAACAGUGCUACAAAUGAAGGCUUACCGAGGCUUUCUUGAAAUACCCCAGGAAUGGCAAGAUGUAUAUGAUUUGAUCCCGGAGACCAAAUUUCCAAUCCCACACACACCAAAGAAAACGGAGCAGGCAAGAGAGUCUCUUGUAAAGGAUGACCAUGAAGAGGCAGUUUUAGAUAAAAAGCUCAAGUAUUACAGGUACCCUCGGUCAGUGUGGAAUUACCCUGUAAGGACACCGAUCUCCAUCUCCACAGAAUGGCACGGGUAUAGAAAGAAGGAGCGCACUAUUAGUGUUGGCAGAGACAUUAACUCUGAUGUAGUCAUUCACCAGGAUGACAAGAAGGAACUGAGGGCUCCUUCUCCAUACUGGGCAAUGGUGGAGCCAGACGGAGCCAUCUCCUCCUCGUCUUCCUCCACUGCCGAUUCUUCCACCUCAGACGCCUUCUGGCUGGAGGAUUACGCACAGGUUGAGGAGGGCAAAGGUAAACAGGUAUCAAAGUUUGGUUAGGUAUUGGUUUGCAAAUUUGUGGCCAUAGAACUUUUUAUUUUUAAACAUCCAAUUUUUAUGCCUUACCAUGGUGUUGGUUUGUAGAUUUCCUACACGACUCACCUGCUCUCCUCCGACCACAGAAAAGCCUUCUUCCAUCAGCAGCUCAGGACUUGAUGUGGUUUAACAGGCAGGCUCUGCAGACCUGUUCUCAGAGUCAGCAUCACUUGCUCAGAUUUUACAGUGUCACUAGAGGAACCUGCCCAAUCAUCACAAUGGCUGAACAUUUGUCUUGUACGGUACCGUUUUCCUUGAGGUUUUAGACUGGUUGUUUACAUUACAACCCCUGCCCCCACCCUCUCAGUGAUACUUUUACUGGGAAUGUCAGGACUGAAACAAGCAAGGAAGAGACAGAAGGAGUCAGACACAAAUGAAGGAACCAGCUGAGAGGAUGUUCUUUAGAAAUGCAGUUUUACUGUAAAUGGGGCAAAAUCCAGACUGUUCAGUGUUAAAGUUGUUUUUAUUUUAAAAAGCCAUCAGUAAUAAUCUGGAAUUUUUACUUUUAAAGCGGCUUAGCCUCAAUUUUAACAGUUUCUGAAAUUUCUUAAUUGAUGUAAUUGGCGAACUCAAAAAUUACUCUAUUACUGUUUUCUUUAAAGCAUUUAAUAAAUACCUGCUGACUGCUUA
Messenger RNA from Mus caroli (Ryukyu mouse), 1614 nucleotides. RefSeq names its product PDZ domain containing 9 (gene Pdzd9). The record is from RefSeq and is a predicted model, not a curated record. NCBI's taxonomy places the organism in Eukaryota, Metazoa, Chordata, Mammalia, Rodentia, Muridae. Gene Ontology annotation, molecular function: protein binding.